Striga hermonthica is the source of this 1224-nucleotide messenger RNA. Lineage: Eukaryota; Viridiplantae; Streptophyta; Magnoliopsida; Lamiales; Orobanchaceae. The record is from the annotation of a GenBank genome assembly.
AUGAACUUCAAAAACCUUGGGGACACAUCCCAACUAGACGGGAGGCCAGCUAGCAAUCUCCCAUUAGCUCGCCAGUCUUCUAUAUACUCCCUCACAUUCGAUGAGUUCCAAAACACACUUGGUGGACCCGGAAAAGAUUUCGGGUCCAUGAACAUGGAAGACCUCUUAAAGAGCAUUUGGACAGCUGAAGAGAGCCAGGCCUUUCACUCAUCCACGGUUGGGGCAAAUGGGAGUGGCUCGGGUGGAAAUUUACAGCGGCAGGGAUCUCUUACACUGCCACGUACACUUAGCCAAAAGACGGUCGAUGAAGUUUGGAGGGACGUUUUAAAGGAAACAACUGGCGUACAUGGUGAAGGUUCGAGCUUGGGCCAAAGGGAGCCUACUUUGGGCGAGAUGACACUUGAAGACUUUUUAGUUAAGGCGGGUGUUGUUAGAGAAGACGUCCAACCUGCUUUGAGGUCAAACGGGCAAUAUAUAUACGGUGCACCAAAUGGGAAUGCCUCGGGUUUUACUGGAUUUCAACCGCAGCCAUCUCAAAAUAGCGCCAUGUUGACCAGUCAACAGGCGGAUAAGAACAGUAUUAUUCUAAAUUCUUCGAAUGUGGGGAUUAAUAUGAGCUCUGCAACUGUAACAACAUCUUCUCAGCAGCCACAAUUACAGCCGUUAUUCCCGAAGCAAACAACCGUCACUUUUUCCUCACCAUUACAAAUCGGAGGAAACAACUCUCAACUCUCGAGCUCCGUUGCAAAGGGGGGGCCAAUAGUUGGAACAAAAAAUGUCAUGAAUAAUAAUAGUACCAUGGUUCAAGGUGGGCCAGCGGUUAUAGGUGGUGGGUCCCCUGUGAAUAAUAUGUAUGCUGAUACAGUCGUGAAGAGCUGUGUGGACACGUCACCAUCUGUGUCACCUUCGCCUUAUAAUUUUGGGGAGGUCGGGAGAGGCCGGAGAUCGAACAGUUCUCUGGAGAAAGUGGUGGAGAGAAGGCGGAGGAGGAUGAUCAAGAACAGGGAGUCUGCUGCUAGGUCGCGAGCUAGAAAGCAGGCAUAUACUCUGGAGCUGGAGGCAGAGGUGGUGAAGUUGAAAGAAAUGAAUGAGGAACUGAGGAGAAAGCAGGCAAGCCCUUUAUUUUUUUUAAGGUGGAAUUGGAUGAGGCUCCUGGAGAAAAUGAAUAAGCCCUGGGGAGAGAAAAGAAUAUGCCUGAGGAGAACGCUAACCGGACCUUGGUAA